Messenger RNA from Penicillium angulare, 1338 nucleotides. RefSeq names its product caspase family protein. Gene Ontology annotation, molecular function: cysteine-type endopeptidase activity. The record is from RefSeq and is a predicted model, not a curated record. The transcript has 4 exons. Gene Ontology annotation, biological process: proteolysis. The coding region runs from base 1 to 1338 and encodes 445 amino acids. NCBI's taxonomy places the organism in Eukaryota, Fungi, Ascomycota, Eurotiomycetes, Eurotiales, Aspergillaceae.
AUGUCGUACUAUCCACCACCAGGGGCUCCUCCUUAUGGGUACCCUCCACCACCACAUGGUCAGUGGCAAGGCCAGCCUCCCCCUCAGCCAUAUGGUUAUCCCCCGCAACCAUACUAUGGACAGCAACCUCCUUAUCCGGCGCAAGGUAAACAACCGCCGCCCCAACCACCUAGACCGUAUCCAGGUGCAUAUCCAUCACCCUCACCGCAACCUCCCGUGUAUCAUCACACGCCAAGUCCCCAACCACCACCGGGUGGCUUCAGACCGUCACCUCAGCCCUAUGGACAGGCCCCACCUCCUCACCCGUCGCAUCAGCACCACCUGAGUGCGUCUCGUAAUGAACCUCGACCGAUCUCGCCAAAUUUACCUCCACCGCCGCCUCAAAAUCUGCAGCACUUCGGUUCAGGCGCGCCGUCUAAUUAUCAGUUCCAGUACUCGGCCUGUACUGGACGCCGUAAGGCCCUUUUGAUCGGCAUUAACUAUUUCGGACAACCGAACACAUUGCACGGCUGCAUUAAUGAUGUAACUAAUAUGUCUGCUUUCUUACAUGACCGAUUUGGGUAUCGACGCGAGGAUAUGGUUAUUUUGACUGAUGACCAACGUAAUCCAAUGAGCAUUCCAAACAAGCAGAACAUCAUCCGUGCUAUGCAUUGGCUUGUGAAGGAUGCACAACCCCAUGACUCUUUGUUUAUCCACUUUUCGGGUCACGGUGGUCGAACACCAGACUUGGAUGGAGAUGAGGAUGAUGGAUUCGAUGACGUUAUCUACCCAGUCGACUACCGUACUGCCGGCCAUAUUGUUGACGAUGAUAUGCAUGCUAUCAUGGUACGUCCAUUGCGACCCGGUGUCCGAUUGACGGCCAUUUUCGAUUCAUGUCACUCGGGAACUGCCCUGGAUCUACCAUAUAUCUACUCGACACAGGGUGUGCUCAAAGAGCCUAAUCUGGCGAAGGAAGCCGCCCAGGAUCUGUUUAGCGCCUUUAGCUCUUACUCACAGGGCGAUCUGUCCAGCAUGGCUAGUACCGCCAUUGGAUUUUUCAAGAAGGCCGCUAACGGGGGCCAAGCGCGUCAGCGCACCUUAAAGACUAAGACGUCACCAGCAGAUGUGGUGAUGUUUUCCGGGUCCAAAGAUACGCAAACAUCGGCCGAUACUUUCCAAGACGGACAGGCGCGUGGAGCAUUGAGCUGGGCGUUUAUAAAAUCUCUAAAGCAAUGGCCACAGCAAUCUUAUCUGCAGCUAUUGAAUACGAUUCGGGCGGAACUCGACGGGAAAUACUCACAAAAGCCGCAACUCAGCAGCAGCCACCCUCUUGAUGUCAACUUGCGCUUUGUUAUGUAA